Ostertagia ostertagi is the source of this 156-nucleotide messenger RNA. Lineage: Eukaryota; Metazoa; Nematoda; Chromadorea; Rhabditida; Trichostrongylidae. The record is from the annotation of a GenBank genome assembly.
AUGAUAUCGGUCGAUGAUUUGCUUAUGGUGAUGCAGUCACUAGGGAAAAAGCUCAGCGAAACUGACGCUCGAGAAAUGAUCAAAGAAGGAGACGUGGAUCGCGAUGGCCUGAUCAGUUUUCACGAAUUCAUCAUGCUUAUCAAAGGGCGAACAUGA